ACACUACUUGCCAGCCUCGCGCCCAUUUCACAGGGGAGAGAGGUGAUUCGUCGGUCGCUCUGUGCUUGCUCACUGUUAGAUCGCUUAGGGGUCGCCUGAGAUCACAGAAAACGAUGGUGAAGGCUCUAGCUGUUCUCAGUGGUUCGGAAGAAGUGAAGGGAACAAUCUUCUUUGAACAGGAAGGAGAUGGUCCAACUAAAGUUACAGGAGUCAUCUCUGGUCUUAAGCCUGGGCUUCAUGGCUUCCAUGUUCAUGCAUUUGGGGACACUACGAACGGCUGCUUGUCAACUGGUGCUCAUUUUAAUCCUGCUGGAAACGAACACGGGGCUCCUGAAGAUGAGAACCGCCAUGCUGGUGAUCUUGGAAAUGUGAAAGCUGGAGAAGAUGGGACUGCUAAAGUUGAAGUUUCUGACAUACAGAUUCCUCUCAGUGGCCCAAAUUCUGUCAUUGGAAGGGCUGUUGUAGUCCACGCUGAUCCGGAUGACCUUGGAAAAGGUGGUCACGAGCUUAGCAAGUCCACUGGAAAUGCAGGCGGAAGACUCGCAUGUGGCGUAAUUGGGCUGCAGGCUUGAUAUCGUCGGUGCCUCUGCUGCGUUCUCUUUCAGUUUCUGGUAAAUUUGUACUGCGUUAAAUAAGAAGCCAUUAGGGAUUUUGGACAAAAUGCUAUUGGCAUUCGCGAUUCUACGUAAAGUCUGAGUCUUUUUGUGCUAUGUUUGAACUUCGGAUUUCAAUUGAUAUGUUAAGGUGGUCGGUCUGUAUUUUACUGAGAUGGAUUUACAACUGUUCCAUUAAUUAUUCACAAGUGUUAUGAAAUGGUA
Molecule: messenger RNA, 818 nt
Organism: Phalaenopsis equestris
Lineage: Eukaryota; Viridiplantae; Streptophyta; Magnoliopsida; Asparagales; Orchidaceae
Product: superoxide dismutase [Cu-Zn] 4A
Exons: 8
Coding region: 114-572 (152 amino acids)
Biological process (GO): removal of superoxide radicals
Molecular function (GO): copper ion binding; superoxide dismutase activity
Source: RefSeq, a predicted model, not a curated record